Messenger RNA from Ailuropoda melanoleuca (giant panda), 9168 nucleotides. RefSeq names its product myosin XVB (gene MYO15B). The record is from RefSeq and is a predicted model, not a curated record. Gene Ontology annotation, molecular function: cytoskeletal motor activity; ATP binding; protein binding. Bases 1 to 8772 code for a protein of 2923 amino acids. NCBI's taxonomy places the organism in Eukaryota, Metazoa, Chordata, Mammalia, Carnivora, Ursidae. The transcript has 62 exons. Gene Ontology annotation, cellular component: cytoskeleton; myosin complex.
AUGGGCGGGAGCAAGGACAAAGCGCCUCAGCGCCAGGACGGACCCGGGAGGCCGGCCUCCGGAGAGCAGGAGUCCGGGUCCGCCAGCGCAGAGGGUGCGCCUAGCCCAGAACGCCGACAGGGUCGCGGGAAGGCCCACAGGGCCAGAGCAGCCUUGGAGCCCGCCACUUCGGGAAGCCACGGGACCCCUGGUGGCCGCCAGAAGCCCACCGCCCAGGGGAACGGCGGCUGCAGACCGCCAGGGGCUGAGCCGCCAGCGGAGGCCCCGGGGACACCAGGCAGCACGCGGCGUCCGGGACCCGGGUCUAAGCACCGGGACGGCGGUGGCGGGCGCCUGAAGGAAGAGAGUCUCCCGGGAGAAGGGAGGACCGGCGAGCUUUGCCGCCGCAGGAAGAGAGAAAAAGGGCGAAGACCCCCCGCUCGGAAGGGCUGCAGAGAGACCCGGAGCCUCGAUGGAGACGCGUCGGCUGGAGACGGGGUCAGCUCUUGCCCGGACAACGAAGCCCGCGAGGCCCAGAAGAACGAAAGCCAGGGCAGCGGAGCCCUGGAGCUGCGGCCGAAGCCGGAGCAAACGGACACGGAACCGGGAGACAUCCAAACCGGGUCGGAGCCAGAGCUGGAGCCCGGCGAGCGCCCCAGCAGCUACGGUCUGAGCAGCGACGGGGACAGCGCUGAGGCCCGGAGCCGGGAAGGGUCGUCGGGGGUGGGACGCCGGGGAGAGAGCGAGGAUUCCGGGACAGGCACGGAGUCGAGCCUGGAGACGGCCGAGCCGGGGGGGGGGGGGGGCCCCCAGGCAGCCCCAGGAUCGGCGNCGAGCCGAGCCAUUGAAGCCGAAGAAACUGAGCCGCGCAAAAAAGCCAAGGCCUCCAGCCCCCUCGAGGGCAGCCCCACGUGCGUCCCCCGGAGCUCGCGGGCUUCUCGGGACCGCAGGCCAGCCCGGGACGCAAGAGACAAUGAGGCGCGGCCGGAGGCUGAGCCGCAGGGCGCCGAGCCUGGAAGAGCUGAGGCCUCGGCCGCCCAGGUCGGAAAGGUGGUCGGGAAGGUGCAAGUGGCGGCGGGCGAGAGAGAAUCUGGUGCUGGAGGGGGAGACGGGCCCGGACACCCAGCGCCGCUGGCCACCCUCGUGGCCCUCCGCAGGCUCCGCGCGAAAGCCCCGUCAGGCCCGGCUCCCCAGGCGAGGGCUCCGUCGCCCCACCGCGCCACUCUUAAGGAGCGGCUCCUGCGCGUGGUGCGCGCCCUGGGUCUCCUGCGGCGGCUGCGGCACGCGCUGCAGCGGCCGGCGGGCGAGGGCCGGGGGGCGGGGCCGCGGACGGGCGCGGGGCGGGGCCGCGGGCCGGGACUGCGGCGGCGUCUAGUGCUGCGCCUGGCGGGCGUCUCGGGACUGGGGGGACGGCCCAGGGCUCCUCCUAGCGGCGGCUCGAGCUCCCCACAGUUUGCAAAGAGCUCAGCUCCCGGGGACCCCUCUGAGAAUGAGGACCGGACUCCGGAUCCCAAGUUCGCGGUCGUGUUCCCUAGGAUCCAUAGGACGGGGAGGGCGUCGAGCACUCGGAGCUCAGAGGAAGCGUCCACGGACGCCCCACCCGGGGAGGGGCACGUUUGGCCCUGUGCAGGAGCUUCGGGGGACAGUGAGGGGCGCGGGGCGAGUGGAGAAAGUGUGGCCAGGCCCUGCCGAGGCUCUCUCCUCGGCCCUACUCCCCACGACGAGCCCCCACUCGACGAAAGCGGCUCCAGCAGCGAAGCGGAGCCCGAGACCUUGCGGGCCGAGGCUCCGGUCCACUGGGCUCAGAGCUCAGAACCCCGCGAGGACCCUGGGCUUGGCACCGACGCGCUGCUGCCCCGACUCACCCUGGAGACCCGCCUGCCGUGGGAGAGAAGCCCCGGCCCCUGUGGGUCCCCGAGGGAGCGGUGGGAGCCAGAGGAUGAGACCGAGGAGGCGCUGGAAAGGGACCUGGAGCUGAGCCUGGGGCCGGGCCUGGAGGUGCCGCCCUUACUGGACGCUGAGGGCAGGAGCCUUGGGGAAGGCCUGGAAGACACGGAGGACCUGGCUCUGCUGCGACCCGUGUGUAACAGCGCUGUGCUGCUGUGCCUCAAGAAGAGAUUCCAUCUGGGCCGAAUCUACACGUUUGCAGGGCCUCUUCUGCUCUCUCUGAACCCCCACCGGCCCCUGCCUCUCUUCUCAGCUGAGGUCCUGGCCAGCUACCAUCCCAAGAAGGCCCCUAACACCACCCCACACAUUCUGGCCAUCGUGGUCUCCGCCUACAGCCGGUCUCAGAGCACUGGGCAGGGCACAUGCAUUCUCCUCGGUGGGCACAGUGGCUCAGGGAAGACAGAAGCUGCCAAGACGAUCGUGCGCUUCCUGAGCGGUCUGGAGCAGGAGCCGGCAAGGGACCGAAGACGUCAACUGGAGGGGCUGCAGCUCGUGCUCAGCAGCUUUGGCCACGCCAAGGCCAUCCUCAAUGCCAACGCCAGCCGCUUCGGCCAGGCCUACUGCCUCUGCCUGCAGCACGGGGUCAUCGUGGGAGCCUCUGUAUCACAUUAUCUGCUUGAGACCUCAAGGCUGGUGUUUCAGCGGGAGUCCCAGGAGGUGGCUGCCGUGUCCAGCUGGGCCGAGAUCCACACGGCAGCCCGGCUGCUGCUAGUGCCACCUGAGCGCCUGGAGGCCGCUGUCACCAGGAGGGUCAUGGAGACACCCUAUGGCUGGGUCUGUCGGUCUCUGCCGGUGGAAAGCGCCAUCGAUGCCAGGGACGCCCUGGCCAAGGCGCUGUAUUCACGGCUUUUUACCUGGCUUCUGAUGAGGAGCAAUGCGCAGCUGGCAGCACCCGGGGAGGGAGAGAGCAUGGACACCAUCACUGUCGUGGACGCCUACGGCUUUGAGGCCCUGCGGGUGAACGGCCUGGAGCAGCUGUGCGAUAACCUUGCCAGUGAGCGCCUGCAGCUCUUUUCCAGCCAGAUGCUGCGGGCGCAGGAGGAGGAGGCCUGUCGGCGAGAACGACUGCCCUGGGUGCCCGUUCCCCAGCCUGUGCAGGACACCUGUCUAGACCUCCUCAUAGACCAGCCCCACAGCCUCCUGAGUAUCCUGGAUGCCCAGAUGUGGCUGUCCCAGGCCACGGACCACACCUUCCUCCAGAAGUGUCACUAUCAUCAUGGCAACCACCCCUGCUACACCAAGCCCCAGCUGCCCCUUCCUAUCUUCACCGUGAGGCAUUACGCCGGCACCGUCACCUACCAGGUUCACAGAUUUAUAAACAGAAACCGGGAUCAUCUUGACCCUGCUGCGGUGGAAAUGCUUGCCCAGAGCCAGCUCCAGCUGGUGGGCAGCCUGUUCCAGGAAGUAGAGUGCCAGUCGAGAGCUGGGCCACGUAAACCCACACUGGCCUCUCGCUUCCAGUGUUCCCUGGAGGAUCUCCUAACCCUGCUGGGCAGGAGCCAUGUCUAUUUCAUUCAGUGCCUCAGCCCCAACCCGGGAAAGCUUCCAGGCCUCUUUGAUGUGGGACAUGUGACAGAGCAGCUGUACCAGGCAGGCAUCCUGGAGGCAGUGUGUACCCGCAGUGCCAACUUCCCUGUGCGUGUGCCCUUCCAGGCCUUCCUGGCCAGGUUCCGGGCCCUUGAGACAGAGGGGCAGGGAGAGUCCUCUGACCGAGAGAGGUGUGGCGCCAUCCUGAGUCAGGUGCUGGGGGCCAAGUCCCCCCUCUGUCACCUCGGAGCCACCCAGGUCCUGCUGCAGGAGCCGGGCUGGCAGCAGCUGGAGCAGCACUGGGCCCAGCGACAUUCCCAGGCCCUGCUCACCCUGCACCGCAGCCUGCGUGCCUGCAUCUCCCGCCAGGGCCUCGGCCGCCUCCUCUUGCCGCGGAUGCAGGCUCGCAUACGAGGGUUCCAGGCCAGGAAGCGUUACCUCCGGCAUCGGGCUGCUCUGGGACAGCUGAACACCGUCCUGCUGGCGGCCCGGCCCCUGCUCCAGGGGCGGAGGCGACAGAGAUUGCAGCAGCUUGGGCAUCGGCGUGGCCAGCACAGCCGCACAGCCUCCAAGACAGUGCCAAGCAUGGACCUGGGGCACUUGGAGAUCCCGGCCGAGGUGGCCGUCAUGCUGAAAACAGCAGAAGGCCAUUACCAAGCCUUGGCUGGGAGCAUCACAGAGUCCAUGCCCCCUGAGAUUCCCGCCCGGACCAGCCUGACCCUCCCCCCCGACAUCGACCAGUUCCCGUUCUCCAGCUUCAUCUCCACUAACUUUCAGGAGCCAGCCCUGCCCAGCCCCGGGCAGCCGCUGGCCAAGCCCCUGACCUGGCUGGAUGGUGAGAACCCUCAGCAUGCCCUGGAUAUCAACAAGGUGAUGCUGCGGCUCCUGGGGGAUGUGUCCCUGCCCCCCUGGCAGGAGCAGAGCAUGGGCGAAUACCUGGUGCGACAGGGCCAGCGCCGGCCAGGGCUGCGGGAUGAGAUCUUCAGCCAGCUGGUGGCCCAGAUCUGGCACAACCCGGAUGAGCAGAAGAGCCAGCGCAGCUGGGCCCUCAUGGCCAUCCUGCUCAGUGCCUUUCCCCCCAUGCCCACCCUACAGAAGCCACUGCUGAAGUUUGUGUCUGACCAGGCCCCCAGAGGCAUGGCAGCACUGUGCCAGCACAAGCUGCUGGGGGCGCUGGAGCAGACGCAUCUGGCCCCUGGGAUGGCACGGGCCCACCCCCCCACCCAGCUCGAGUGGACAGCCGGAUGGCGGCGGGGCCGCAUGGCUCUGGACGUCUUUACCUUCAAUGAGGAGUGCUACUCAGCCGAGGUGGAGUCCUGGACCACAGGGGAGCAGCUCGCCGGGUGGAUUCUGCACAACAGAGGCCUGGAGCUGCCCCCCCGUGGCUGGUCCGUGUCACUGCACUCUGGGGACUCCUGGCAGGAUUUGCUCGGCGGUGACUUCGUGCUGGACCUCAUCAGCCAGACUGAGGACCUGGGGGACCCAGUCAGUCCCCACAGCUACCCCAUUGCCCCCCAUGGCUUUGCCGAGGACAUCCCCCCUGCCCCGGGGAUCCAGGCCCCCUCACUGCUCCCAGGUCCACCUCCAGGGCCAGCCCCAGAACUGCCCAGCAGGAGCCAGUCAGGGGACUCUCGGACCUCAGGGAACCUGGAUGGCUUCCUGGACCACCUCUUCCAGCCAGUCCUCUCCCCGGGCGACAGCGAUCUGGAGCAAGGUUGGGCUCUGAGCAGCCGCAUGAAGGGAGGGGGCUCCAUUGGGCCCAUGCAGCAAGGCAGUUACCCCAUGGUUUACCCAGGGAUGAUGCAGAUGCCCGGAUACCAGCCAGCCAUGAUGCCUGCCCCCAUGCCCAUGAUGCCAGCGAUGGGUGCGGUCCCUGCCAUGCCAGCCAUGGUGAUGCCGCCGCAGCCACAGCCGCAGGCCCUGCUGCCCAGCGUGGACCCGAGGCAGCUGGCAGCCCAGCAGCAGAACUUCAUCAACCAGCAGGCGCUCCUCCUGGCCCAGCAGAUGACCGCCCAGGCCAUGACCCUGUCACUGGAGCAGCAGACACAGCAGCGCCAGCGCCAGGCUCAGCCUCGGGCCCAGGCCUCUGGAGCCGCUUCCCCGACCUCACCCCCAGCUGUCGCCCCCAAGCCCAAGAAGCCCCUGGCCCCGCGGGAGGAACCGGAGCGAGAGCCCGAAUCGGAGACCUCACAGGAGGCCCGAGAGAAGGCCCCGCGGCCCAUGAGCUUCCAGCAGAAACAGGACUAUUUCCAGAAGAUGGGGCAGCAGCAGAUCAAGGUGAAGACGGUGAAGCCCCCACCCAAGGUGCAGAUCCCCCAGGAGGAGGAGCGGGAAGAGGACACACCACGAGCAGUGCCUCCCCCCCCACCUCCGCUCACAGUGAAGAAGCCACCGACACAAGGUAGAGCCAAAGCUGCACGAGAGGCUGAGGCUGAGCCGGUGGCCCGGGAGGUGGGGCCUGGUGGUGCCCCCGAGCCAGCCCCCCGACAGCGCGCAGAGCCGAGCAGGGAGAUCCGCAACAUCAUCCGCAUGUACCAGAGCCGCCCGGGCCCCGUGCCCAUGCCCGUGCAGCCGUCCAGGAAGCCCCUGAAAAGUUUCAUGAAGAAAAACAACCCUAAGGACGAGGCUCUGGCUAAGCUGGGGAUCGGCGGUGCCCACAUACCCGCAUCGAUGCCAUCCCCCAGCCCAGGGAAGGGCCCCCCACCAGCUGUGGCCCCUCGACCCAAGGUCCCCCCACAGCCUGGGCCCUCCAGCUCCAUCAAGGAGAACCGGGGUCUCUCUGGCCAGACUCCGCCCGCGGCCCAGGCACCCUCGCCUCCACCAGCACCCCCUCUGCCUCUGCCUGAGGAACCAGGGGCCCCUUCAACUGGGCCCCGCGGCUGGAUGGCGCCCAUGGAGGACCAGGGAGUGUCCACGCAGCUGCUCGUGCCCUCUGGCAGCGUGUGCUUCUCCUACGUCAACCCGCCCUGGAGGCUGUUCCUCCGCAAGGAGGUGUUCUACCCCCGGGAGAACUUCAGCCACCCCUACUGCCUCAGGCUCCUCUGUGAGCAGAUCCUGAGGGACACCUUUGCCAAGUCCUGCAUCCGGAUCUCCCAGGAUGAGCGGAGCAAAAUGAAAGAGCUGCUGGGAGACCUGGAGGUGGGCCUGGACUCGCUUGAUACCACCGAGGACAACGUCAAGAAGCGCAUUGUGGUGGCCGCCAGGGACAACUGGGCCAAUUACUUCUCCCGAAUUUUCCCCGUCUCGGGCGAGAGCAGCAGUGACGUGCAGCUGCUGGGCGUGUCCCACCGGGGGCUUAGACUGCUCAAGGUGACCAAAGGCCCCAGCUUCCACCCCAACCAGCUGAAGACACUGUGCUCGUACAGCUUUGCUGAGGUGCUGGGCGUGGAGUGCCGGGGCAGCUCCUCCCUGGAGUUGUCACUGAAGAGUGAGCAGUUGGUGUUGCACGCGGCCCGGGCCAGUGCCAUCAAGGCCAUGAUUGAGCUGUUUCUGAGCGAGCUCAAGAAGGACUCCGGUUACGUCAUUGCCCUGCGGAGCUACAUCACCGACGACCACAGCCUCCUCAGCUUCCACCGUGGGGACCUCAUCAAGCUGUUGCCAGUGGCCGCGCUGGAGCCCGGCUGGCAGUUUGGCUCCACCGGGGGCCGUUCUGGACUCUUUCCUGCUGACACAGUUCAGCCAGCUGCUGCUCCAGACUUUUCCUUCUCGCCGGAGAAGAGUGGCCGGCGCAAGAGUCAGCUGCAGCAGAGAGAGCCAGGGCUGGCUCAGUGGGAGAGGGCAGCAGAGCGCCAUGCCCGCCCCCGGAGCCAGGCACACAGCGAUGACUCUGUAGCCUACAUCUCUCUGUCCACGGACUCCCACGACUACACCAUGCAGGAAUUUGCCCUGUACCACUUCCGGAAGCCCCAGACCUUGCUGGACCACACCGGUCGAGAUGCUAAGGAGAAGGCCAUGGCCAGCCUGGUGCAGUACACCAAGGCUCCCAUACAAGAGUCGCUCCUCAGGCUCAGCGAGGAGGAUGCAAACACGCAGGCUGUGGAAAGCUUCCAGGUUCUGAUGCAGUUUAUGGGGGACCAGUCUAAGCCCCGGGGCAAGGAUGAGAUGGAGCUCCUUUAUGACCUGCUGAGGCUGUGCCGGGAGAAGGAGAACCUCAGGGAUGAGAUUUACUGCCAAGUCAUCAAGCAGGUCACUGGACACCCUCAGCCGGAACACUGUGCUCGUGGCUGGAACUUCCUCAGCCUCCUGACAGGCUUCUUCCCCCCGUCAGCCACACUGAUGCCCUAUGUGGCCAAGUUUCUGCAGGAUUCGGGCCCAAGCCAAGAGCUGGCCCAGAGCAGCCAAGAGCACCUGCAGCGCACAGUCAAAUAUGGGGGGCGCCUGCGGCUGCCCUCCCCGGGUGAAACUCAGGCUCUUCUGAAAGGGCAAGGAGUCCGCUCGCUUCUAAUUCACCUGCCAGGGGGUAUGGAUUACAAAACCAAUAUCCGGACUUUCACGGUGGCGGCGGAAGUGCUGGAGGAGGUGUGUCAGCAAAUGGGCAUCAUGGACCCCCAGGAGGUGCAGGAAUUUGCCCUUUUCCUCAUCAAAAGGGAAGGCGAGCUGGUGCGGCCCCUGUGGCCCCACGAGUACCUCAACAGCGUGUUGGAUCAGGACAUAAGCCUGCACAGCCGGCGGCUCAGCUGGGAGACCCCGCUGCACUUCGAUAAUCCCACCUACAUCACCACCCACUACCUGCAGGUGCUGCGGGACUACCUACAGGGGAAGCUGUUGGUCAGCCCCAAGGCCAGCGCCCAACUCGCCAGGCUGGCCGCCCUGCAGCACCGCAGCAAGGCCCAAGAGGACCACCUGUUGGAGCGAGACCUGUGGACUUACUUGCCAAAGCCGGUGCAAUCGCAAGUGAACAUGUCCGCCAUAAGGAACCUGACGGACCAGGAGCUGCGGCAGCUGCCAGUCUGCAGCCCCCAAGAAGCACAGAUCAGCUUCCUCGAGGCCGUGAGUCAGCUGCCCCUCUUUGGCUACACGGUCUAUGUGGUGCUGCGGGUGAGUCAACUGGCCCUGUCCAGACCCAGCCUCUUGGGACUGAACCGCCAGCAUCUCAUCCUCAUGGACCCCUGCAGCCAGAAACGGUGCCACUCCAUCACCCUCAAGGACCUGCACCGGCUCCACCUGCUGAGCCCCCUGGAGAGUAAGGGGCCCCCUGGCCUGGAACUCAACUAUGGCUCUGCUGAAAGCCCCCAGACCAUCUGGUUUGAGCUGCCGAAGGCCCAGGAGCUGAAGGACACCAUCGCCUUCCUGCUGGACAGCAGCCUAGCUCCCAACUAGUGGCUGGCCUCACCCAAGAGGAAUGGGGGAGGGGAGGAGAUGAGGAAGGGGCCCCACCCAGAUCCAAGUCUGACCGGGAAGGUCUCCCUUGGGUGCUGUCAGGCCAUUUUGGUUUGGACUUCCCCAUGUGGCUAUUCUGGAACCUGCCGCAGCACAGCACUGCUGGCCCACAUGGCGGCCACGAGGCAGGAGCUGCUACAGUGACAUCAACUGAGAUGGCCAGCAGCAGGACUCCCCCUGGGGGGCCUGGAGUGGGGGCUGCAGGAACUUGCUUGGGCAUCUGAUGCUGCCCAGGCUGGGGGCGGGAGCGGCGCACAGCUGGCCCCAGGCCCUGGCUCAACAGCACGAACCCAAGGCUGGGAGAAGCAAACGGUGAGGAAAUAAAACUCCCAAGAG